UCCAAUGUCAUUGUCAACAGCUGUAAUGUUUUGAAGAUAAAUUGCCAAUAUUUUGAUAAAAAAAUGUUAAAAUAAAUCGUGUUUACUACUAAAUACCUAUUUAAUUGUAUAAAACAAAUUUAAGCCAUGGAUCAACCGUUGCAAUCUAAACUCUCAUCUUUGUGUCUAAUAUCGCAACAUAAACUAGAAAAGAUUCUUUCAUCAUGCGGAGAUAAAGCAGAUUUAAUUAUAGAUUCAUCUCUUAUAAAACCUUUGGAAAGGAUAUGUGGUGUGACUUGGCUAAGGCAGCAUGGAAUUGAAAAGAUCUACAAAAUGGAUCCCCAACUUGCAGCUAACACAACUAAAAUAUAUUUCAUAUCAGCAUGUAAACAUAAAUACAAGUGUGUGUUAGAUCAGAUAUCUUCACAAAUCAGUCAGAACCCAUCACUUGCUGAUUUAAAAUGUUUCAACAUUAUUAUUGUGCCAAAAGUUUUACACACAUAUGAUUCAAUAUUAGAGAGUCGAGGGUUAUAUGAUGUUGUUAAACUCCAUUCAUUUUCCUGGGAAUUAAUGUCAUUGGAUGACAGACUUCUUAGUAUGGAACUACCAUUUUUAUACAAGCAAUUAUAUGUCGAGCAAAACCAUUCUCUAUUGUCAAGCAUUUCAAUGUCGUUGUGGAGUUUAUUCCAUGUUACUGGACGGCCUAAAUGUGUUUUAUCAUUAGGUAAAUUAUCGUCUAGUGUUUUAGAUAUAUUGGAGAUUUAUAAUGAGACAUAUUCCAGAGAUUUCAUAAACAAAGAUACAGAAAUUGAUACAUUUUUAUUAAUAGAUAGAAAUCAAGACUAUGCGUCAAGUUUACUCACACCUGCUACAUACUCCGGUCUAUUGAAUGAAAUUUUCAAUAUAACAUGCGGACAUUUAGAUUUAAAUGUCAAAGAUACUAAAUAUAAAAAGGGUAUGUUGAAUUUUACAACAGUUUCCGAAGAAAACCCUAAAAAAGUAACCAUGACAUUAGAUAGUUCGAUAGACAGUUUAUACGGAGAAAUAAAACAUAGACAUUUCUCUGAAGUUCUAAGUGUGUUAAGUUCGAAAGCAAAGCUAUUAAAGAAUGAAGAUAUUAAAGCGUUAGGUAUUCAAGAAAUUAAACAUUACGUAUCAACGAAAUUACAACAAGUAGCAUUAUUUAAACAGAAUCUAGUCAACCAUGUUCUAGCGAGUGAAACUAUCAUAUCGGAAAUGAAUAAUAAAUUCGAAAACGUCACAUAUACUGAAGGCGAAAUGUUGAAUAACAGAAAUAAGAAAUCUAAUUUUAAUUUCGUUGAUGAAAACUUUGGCACAGAUAUACAUAUAUACAAUAGUCUGAGAUUGAUGUGUUUGCUCAGUUUAACGCAAGGGCUUUCAUAUGACGAAUAUAAUAACCUAGUCAAUAAAUAUUUAUUAGCAUUUGGCUACAAAUUCUUGUAUGUAUUUCAAAAUUUAAUUAACACAGGCUUAUUAAUACAACCUGUAAGUUUGAAACUAUCUUUGAAUAUUAAUUUAAGUGGUUUGAGUGAUAGGUUGCCGAGAUGGCAGAAUGGAUUCCAAAAUCAAGCUACAAAAUUAAAACAAUUAUCUACACAAGCUGAUAAUUCCAAGACUUCACCCAGUUAUGUAUUUAAUGGCAGUUAUGUACCUCUAAUUGCCAGUAUUUGUAAUAUACUUUUAACAUCUGAAUCUUUAACUGAGGCGUUAACAAAACUAUCUUAUACAUUGGAUUUAAAAUUAUCUGGCACAAUAUUAGAGAAGAAAGAUGGUAUAGAAACGUUGAAUGAGAAAUUAUCGAAUUUGAAACUGAAUAGUGAAUUAGAAUAUGGUUGUACAGAUGCAAAGACAUUAUUAAAAAAAUUAAAAACUGAUACAAAGUUAUCUAGUGCGUUCGCUUUCAAAGCAAAGACAGUGCUAGUGUUUGUUAUAGGGGGUGUUACUUACGCAGAGAUAGCAGCUUGUGAUGUGAUACAAUCAGCUACGGGUAGCAAGAUAUAUGUGGCAAGUGAUUGCGUUGCUAGCGGUAGUGAUUAUAUGUCCGCUUGCUCAUAAACCAUCAUACAGUAGGCUAACUCAACUAAUUUUGAUGAUCUACAGAUCAGCUCUCUGUUCACUUGAAACUGAUCUGUGAAUCGGCUCACAGAUUUGGUUAAUUUACCUACAGAGAUAUGAUUUUUGUGAGUUGCGAGACACCAGGUUCAUGUUGAGUGUUGAGGCUUAGAGCGUCCCCACACCUUUGACUAAACUAUCGCACAUUUGUUAUGCGAUUGUUGAUUGUCGGUUUCGCAGCCAAUUCAACUAUUUAGUUGCACAACUGAAAAACGAGGAAUGUGCCCACCUCAAUGUAAGCUCAUAGGAAUCAAAGUAAGACUGAACAGUUGUGCGAUAGUUUAGUUUCAAGCGUGCGCAUUUUCUUAAGCUGUUAAUUUAGUUAUUGGGCUGCAGCUCAAUAGUUUAAGGCUAAGUGUGCUGAUCCAAUCCAGUUCAGAGAUUAUUUAAUUUGUGAGUUUGAAAGAUGUUUUCUAUAGCUAAGCUUGCUUUUUUAUUUUCAUAGCAAUAUUAGUGAUUAUUUCCUUUUUAUGUAAUGGAAUAUGUUAAAAUU
Molecule: messenger RNA, 2605 nt
Organism: Papilio polytes (common Mormon)
Lineage: Eukaryota; Metazoa; Arthropoda; Insecta; Lepidoptera; Papilionidae
Gene: Vps33B
Product: vacuolar protein sorting-associated protein 33B
Biological process (GO): vesicle-mediated transport; intracellular protein transport
Cellular component (GO): CORVET complex; lysosome
Source: RefSeq, a predicted model, not a curated record